Messenger RNA from Saccostrea cuccullata (small rock oyster), 2713 nucleotides. RefSeq names its product lysosomal cobalamin transporter ABCD4-like. Gene Ontology annotation, molecular function: ATP hydrolysis activity; ATP binding; long-chain fatty acid transmembrane transporter activity. The coding region runs from base 185 to 2035 and encodes 616 amino acids. The record is from RefSeq and is a predicted model, not a curated record. Lineage: Eukaryota; Metazoa; Mollusca; Bivalvia; Ostreida; Ostreidae. Gene Ontology annotation, cellular component: peroxisomal membrane. Gene Ontology annotation, biological process: very long-chain fatty acid catabolic process; peroxisome organization; fatty acid beta-oxidation. The transcript is spliced from 18 exons.
AUAGAUCCCUAUUUCUCAGACUUGACCUCGAUUUGACUUCCAAGCCGGAAGAUGUUCCGAAAGUACAUCAUCAAAGGUUACGUAAAGUCAAAGUCCGGUAGCAUGUGGAUUGUGACAUGAGAAACCGGGUUCCGGCGUGACAGAAGACAAGAAAUAGCAGUGCGGGGAAAAGAAAGCAGAGAACAUGGAUACUGGGGUACAAUCUCGGGCAAAGCACAAAAGCCAUGUGUUUGGAGUGCUGUUCUUUAAGCGGUUCCUGAAGCUGACCGGGUACAUGUUCCCCUCGUGGAGAAGUGUUCAGGUUCUCAUCUGUUUCCUACUGCUUAUUCUGGGACUGUUAGAACAAGUGGUCAUUUUCUACAUCGGUAACAUCCCAUCCAAGUAUUACAAGGUUUUUGGUGAUCGAGAUAUGAGAGGAUUCAGGGAGAAAACCAUCAUGGCCAUCAUUCUCAUUAUUGCUGAGGCAUUUAUAAAAGCUUCCACUGUUUAUCUUGCUUCCGUUCUGUACAUAAAAUGGAGAGGUUGUAUUAAUGCCAAAAUCCACAAGCUGUAUUUCACAGAUCUCGUCUAUUACAACAUCAAUAUGGCAGGGAAAAUCGAUAAUCCGGAUCAGCGAAUCACGCAGGACUUGGACCGGAUGUGUGAUAACUUCAGUCAGAUCUUCGCUCCCAUCAUCAUCGCUCCCUUCACCAUCGCUUACUACCUGUAUAAAAGUGUAGAAAGCACAAGUUAUCUGGGCCCUGUUGGGGUCCUCUCGUUCUUCAUUGUUGCCACAGUGAUUAACAAGCUUCUUAUGUCACCAGUUGUACAGUACGUGUUCAGAAGAGAGAAAAUGGAAGGAAAUUACAGAUUUAAGCACAUGUUGCUGCGGGCUAAUGCUGAGUCUGCAGCAUUUUAUAGAUCAGGAGAAAUAGAGAAAUUCUACACAGACCAGAGACUCCACAAACUACUCAAGACUCAACAUCAUCUGAUACUACGCCAGUACGCACUCAACUUUUCGGUGAAUUUAUUCGAUUACCUCGGUAGCAUACUGAGUUAUAUUCUUCUUGCCUUCCCCAUUUUCCAUGGCGAUUACGACAACAAAUCACCAGCUGAUUUUUCUUCUCUCAUAAGUGCUAAUUCGUUUGUGAUAAUGUACCUCAUCAACUGUUUUACUCGCCUAAUUGACCUGUCAGUCAAAGCAGCAGAGGUAGCAGGGAACGCCCACAGGGUUGGAGAAUUGAUUGAAGAGUUACAGAGAGUCAGAGACAAGCAGGGGACACUGAACUAUGUCAGAAAGAAUCAACCCCCAAAUUUACCUUCCAGUGAUCAAGUUGAAUUAACAGAUCUCAAUAUUAACAGCCAUGUAGACCAGAGAGCCAUAUCUGUCACAGAGCUAACGUACGCUCCACCGAAAUCCAGCGACAUUCUCUGUAAAAAUUUAACAUUCCAGUUAGAGGCUGGAGUAAAUAUCCUCAUCACGGGGGAUUCGGGGUGUGGCAAGAGUUCUCUUCUGAGGGUCAUAGCAGGACUCUGGCCCUCACAGAAAGGAAGUGUGAAAUUUCAUGAAACUUUAAAUCCCAGUCAGAUUUUAUUUCUACCUCAAAAACCGUAUUUCACAGAUGGUACUCUCAAACAGCAGGUUAUUUAUCCAUUGAAAGAAACAGACUAUGGAUCAGUUUCUCUAGAUGAUGAGUCAAUCAACCAGUACAUGGAGAUUACAGGACUACAGAAACUCACAGAAAGAAAACUUGGACUAGAAAGCUACUCAUCACAUGAUUGGUAUCAGGAACUAUCCCCUGGAGAGAUGCAGAGAUUGUCCUUUGUCAGACUCUUCUUCCAUCAACCUAAGUUUGCAGUUCUGGAUGAGGCGACAAGUCAGAUCAGUAUAGACCUUGAGCGGGUGUUGUACACUAAAUGCCAGGAGCUGGGCAUCACUCUGAUGAGUGUAGGUCACAGGGACACACUUAGACAGUAUCAUCAGUUAGAGCUCCGCCUACAGGGGCGGGGCAACUGGACAAUGCAGCCAAUCACAGACAAUGUUAUAUCUGUAUGACAGUAUUACGGUUGUAGAUAAUCAGUUAGGUUAUUUUAAUAAAGGGUUAUUUAAAACAAAUCAUUUGAAGAUAUGGGGAAAAUGUAAUACUAAUUUGAUAAUUUUGCAACUUUUUUGUUGUUAAGGCAUUAAUACAUCCAUAUGCAUUUGGGCAUUUUUAUUUGGUUUUGUAUGACUGGGUAGCAAAUACUAGAUGUAUACAACUGUUUCAUGGUUAAGAGUACACUCAGUGAAUGAUCUCAUUCCCCUUACAUUUCAUUACAUGGGCAUGUAUAAUUUUAAUUGUGUAACAAGAAGAACCUCACCUCAUGGAGUAGUUUUAGAAUUAAAUUUUGUAGUUGUAUUCUGGUGAUAAAGAGUUUGUUUGAAAUCCAUUCCAAAGUAUAUCUUAUUUACUUGCCACAGCAAAUGCUUAUGUGUGUUAGAAACAUUGCUUGAACAUUACUAAUAUGGUUGCUGAGUGUGAACUUGUAUAUUUUAAAAGCCUUGGUUUUAAAAGGACUGAAAAGAUAAUAUUCAGGUAACUAUUUUUCCAUAUUAUUUUUAUAUGGAGAUUAUGCAAUUUUUCUUAAUAUUGUUGGUCUUUUGUGAUGAGCACAAAUUUGCAUUUAGACAUGAAAUGUCUGAUUUUCUUUGUUUUGAUUUAUUAGAACUUUAUCAGCACGUAUUAUUUUGACU